AUGCGGUCAGGAGACUCUAGGAAGGACUUUAUCCUCAUAAGCUGCGGAAACUAUUUCUCAAUAGAUGUCUCAAGCUCAGAACUUGCCGGCCUUCAUGGUACAAUUGAAAUUAAUUCAUUUCUGGACGAUGGAAAUGUUCCGGUGCUCGCAGCGAAGGUAAAACCAAGAGGAGGGAAUAAAACUGUUGAACUCUCCAAUAAAGUUGAGCCGAGUGACACAAAAGAUAAAGUGAUAGUAUUCUUCAAAUCACAGCCUGUUGUAAUUACACCAGACAAUCUUCACAAUGUCGUCUUGGUAUGCAGCAUGCUUGACUCACCAAUCAGCUCCCUUUACCACACUGUAAAGAAGGUGUUUGCACCCUUGUUACUUGAGGAUGAAAAAUGGUCGCAAGGCUUUGAUCCAAAGCUACAAAGUUUGCUGAGUCAGCUCGUAGCCGGGUUAAGCAGCGUCAUCUGCAAGCAAGACCCAUCCCAGCGAGGUUCUUCUGGUAGAGAAGAUAGCCUUGGAGGCAUCUUGACCCCAUCUGAUGAGUUCCAGUAUUGGGCUGAGGUAGCAAUGUCUGGGAACACAUUGGACAUAAAAAAACGUGCUCAGCUUUUCCAAACACUCUUUGAACCAAUAGCAAGGGAUUAUGGCAAUCUGGAUGGGUUUUCAUUGGAUGAGGGACUGAAGCUGGUUGAGACAACUAAUGAUGCUGUGGAUGAGGUUUGGAGGCAGGGGGAGUUUGACCCCUACCCAGAAAGAAGAAUGCAACAUCUUUUGGAUGUUAUUGGUGGAGAACUAGGCAGGUUUGUGCAGCGUAAACUAUGUGGCCACGACAUUUGGCGGGACCCAUUCUACCGUGUCCGCGAAGCUCUACAGAGGGCCAUCUCUAUUUGCGACAAGUGGAUUCUCCAGUGCGAGGAGUUGACAGGUCAGUGCUGGAGGACUGACCCCAUAAAUCCUUGGAAUGGUGAUAAGUUCAGUCCGGAAGACCUGUCUCAGCUGUCAGCGAGACUGCAGGAGGUCAUGACCUUGCGAAGCAUCCACGAACAACUGAUCAGGCUACUGUCAGCUGGAGAGCAACAAGAGCUGGGGACUGGCAAUGCGUUCAGCCCAUUUGCAGGCCUCAACCCAUUGCAGUAUAAUCCAUACACGCAGCCCCUAUGGAGGGCUGCAGUGUCUCAAUAUGAACGAGCUAUGGGGCCAGCUGAACAGAGGAUUGCAGGGAAAUUAAGAACUCAGUUUCGCAACCUGAGCAAGAACACACACCAGUUACUGCGGGAGUUCCAGCGUUAUAAGGAACUUACCAAAAGGGACAAUGUCAAAAAGGAGUUGAUAUCGGAAAGAGAAACACUUCUGCAGCAGCUUCAGCAGUACAUUAAAAACGUCAAGGAAGAUUUCAACACCAGAGUAAAUGAGGGCAAGCCAAAGCUAGGCAAAAACUUGCCAGAGGUUACUAACAACAUUGUCUGGGUCAGGCAACUUGAGGCCAAGGUUGAAGAAACAAGCAAUUCUGCGGAAGUGUUGCUAAAUGAUCUCUCAGGUUUCAGUCGAUUCAGAAAAGAUGCUGUGGAACUUCUGGAGGAACUGCACAGCUGGCGGCAAGAUCAGUUUGAUACCUGGUCACGGGAUACUCUGGCAGCCAUCGAGGACACAAGGAAACCUCUUGGUUUACAGACAACGGGGCGUUUAAUGGACUUUGAUACCAAAGACAACAAACUAGUUGUCAAUUAUGGUGACAAGUUAGUGACUUUGCUACGAGAGGUCCGUCAACUUCAAGGCCUUGGCUUUGCAAUACCAGCGAAGAUUCAGCACACAGCGAACGUUGCACAGAAGUUUUAUCGUCAUGGGGUCAUUCUGAAACAGGUGGCUCAUUUCCAUAACACAAUAGCUGAACAGAUGAUUCCGAGUCAGCGUCCGAUGAUGUUGACCUCAGCAAUAGCUUUUCAAAACAUCAUCAAAAACCCAAAGAAAGGCGCGAAGGAUUAUUGUCACUGUUUUUGUUACAACACUGUGGUUGUAUAUCUAAUGAACAUUGACUUGCUAAGACAGCCAUCACGAUGGAAAGAAGGAUUGAAUGAAAUCAGGAACAUUAUGGCAGAUCUGCACAGCAAGGGCUACAAGUUAGAAGACAUGAAAACAUGGAAACUGCACUGGGACAUGCAGCUGUACAAGGCCUUGGAACACCAGUAUCAAAUGGGCCUAGAGGCACUGCAUGAGAAUCUACCCGAGAUCAAGGCUGAGAUUAUUUACAGGCAUCAGAAGCUUCAGUUCCGGCCAUCAUUGGAAGAGAUCCGUGCAAAGUACUUCCGUGAGAUUAAGAAGUUCAUCAGCAUACCGAACUACUUCAAAGGCCUCAGCGAUCCAGGGCAAGCACUUAUCUUCCCCGUCAUGAUUGAGAGGAACGCUAGCCGAUUUCCGAUACUGUACCGUAAAGCGGAGGAAUUGUUCCAGAAGCUUGUGGAAGCUCAGCUUAGAUUCAAGGCAUGGGUUGUGCUUGGGUCUGUUGAUUUGGAUAAAUUAGUUGAAGAGCAGCUUCACACAGUGCCAGAUUGGGAGAGGAACUUCAAAGCUUUGAAAGGUAAAGGUAGAGAUGCAGAAAAGCUACCAAGCCAAAUAAAAGUUGACUGUAUCACUGUAUCGACAACACCCGUUAGAGCCGUGAUUGAUGAUCACAUUCAACAGCUCUUUGAUGCCCUCCUCAACUCCCUGCGAAGGUCCAUCAACAGUCAUGUGAACGAAAUUGACAAGUUUGUGACAAAAGCGAUAGAGUCGCUCUCAACGCGGCCACAAACAGUGCUGGAGAUAGGCCAGGCUAAAUCCAUACACACAGAGCUUGCUACAAAGAAAGGGUCUAUUCAGCCGCAAUUUGAUAUUGCUGAGACUAAGAACCGUUUGCUGAGGUCAGUAGCUGGUGGCGGAGUUGAGCAGCUAGGUCAACUGAAGGCUAAAUGGGACAAGUUUGAACUGAUGAUGGAGAGUCAUCAGUUAAUGGUUAAAGAACAGGUUUCUGUUUUGAAAAACAAUGUGCAGUCCCGAGUCCAAGCGUUCUCGUCUGAACUUGUAAAGUUUUUCACUCGAUGGCACCAGUUUAAACCCAGUGAGGACGUCCUCGAGGAAAAUGAUGUGGAAGCUUGUAGGAAAGCAGUGGAAGUUGUGAAAGAAAAACGAGCCGAAUUUGAUGAGCUGCAAAAAACUAUAGAUAGUCUAGUCUUUGAUUGUAAGCACUUUGACCUCCCAAAUCCUGAAUUUGAACUGGCCAAUGAACUGCAAGAAGACAUCAAGAAGCAUGAAGGUAUGUGGGGUCUUUAUGAAGAAUUCAGCACUGGUCUUAGUGAACUUGCGAAAGAGGACUGGGUAACAUUCAGGUCUAAGACGUAUCAUUUUGAAGACUUCUUAGGCCAGUGGGCUGAGAGGCUACGGGGAGGAGAUGUGGAUGGUGAGGCUAGCCUCAUGACAGUCAAGCUCAACAAAGAUAUCGAGAAAUACAGGCAUUUGAUUCCAUUAUUGAAGUACGUCCGUGGUGAGGUACUUUCGCAGGACCACUGGCUGGAUUUGUUCCGAAUGCUGAAGAUGCCCAGGGAUACGACGCUGGAGGAACUAACUUUUGGACAUGUCCUCAAUGCCUCCAGUGAAAUCAUCAGCAAUGGAAAUGAAUUGAAGAAAUUGUUUAAUCGAGCGCAGGGAGAGGUAUCAAUUCGUGAGGCACUGAGAGAACUUGAGCUGUGGGGUGCUGCAGCUGUGUUUACACUGACGGAUUACUCCGACAGUCAAAAGGUAACCAUCAAACUCAUCAAGGAUUGGAAAGAUCUUGUCACCCAGGUCGGAGACAACCAAAGUCUAUUGCAGUCGCUUAAGGACUCGCCAUACUACAAAGGAUUCCUGGAUAAGGCAACCUUGUGGGAGCAGAGGUUGGCAGAUCUGGAUGAGUAUCUGCACAACCUGAACCAGGUGCAGCGUAAGUGGGUAUACCUUGAACCAAUCUUUGGCAGAGGUGCCUUACCAAAGGAGCAGGGGAGGUUCAGAAGAGUUGAUGAAGACUUCAGGAGCAUCAUGCUGGAUGUUACCCGUGACAAUCGUUUGUUAUCAUUUGUGGUGCACCCUGGCUUGCGAAACAUAUUAACAACGGAGCUUGAUCAAUUGCAGAGGUGUCAGAAAGCACUGAAUGAAUAUUUAGAGGAUAAACGUUCAGUAUUUCCUCGUUUCUAUUUCAUUGGCGAUGAUGAUCUUCUGGAGAUCUUGGGUCAGUCAACGAACCCAGCUGUGAUUCAAUCUCACCUGAAGAAACUCUUUGCUGGAAUCCAUAGUGUUGAUUUUGACGAUGAAUGCAAGCACAUUCUUGCCAUGAAGUCCAUCCAGGGAGAGGUUGUCCCUCUCCUGAAGCCAACAGAGAUCAUUCCAGAAGUUGAGAUUUGGCUAGGCCGGUUUGCAGAGGAGAUGAAGGCAACUCUGCAGCAGCUGCUUGUUGAGUGUUUGAAGGCCUACAAGAGUGGAAGCAGUGCUGGAGUGGAUCCAUCCAAGUAUCCAUCACAGAUACUAUGUCUGGCCAAUCAGAUUCAGUUUACCGAGCAAUGCGAAGCAGCAAUCAGAGAAAAUAGUCUACAACAGUUCCUUAGUGAGGUCGAAGGUCAACUUGAUGCAUACACCCAGGCCAAUGUCCAGAUUGGUGGACAGACUGGUGUCCUAGGACUCAAACUGAAGGCAUUAAUUUUGGACACAAUUCACGGAAUAGAUGUCAUUCAACUUCUAAUGAAGAACAAUAUCACAAGCACAGAAGAAUGGCUGUGGCAAAAACAACUACGCUACUACGUCAAAGAGGACGGCAUCGCAAUAAUGCGCAUGGUGGACGCAGAAUUUGAGUACACGUAUGAGUAUCAAGGUAAUGCAGCCAAACUGGUGCACACACCUCUCACUGACAAGUGUUACCUCACUCUCACACAAGGAAUGUAUAUGGGAAUGGGAGGUAAUCCAUACGGACCCGCUGGAACCGGGAAGACGGAGUCAGUCAAGGCUCUCGGAGGGUUGUUUGGACGCCAAGUGCUUGUCUUCAACUGUGAUGAGGCUAUUGAUGUGAAGUCAAUGGGAAGGAUCUUUAUUGGUUUAGUAAAGUGCGGAGCAUGGGGAUGUUUUGAUGAGUUCAACCGCUUGGAGGAGCCUGUGUUGUCGACUGUUUCAACGCCGAUCCAAACAAUCCAAGCAACAAUGAAAAGCAGGAAACUAACUUGUGAACUUCUUGGUAGAAUUAUUGAUAUUGACCCAAAUUCUGGUAUAUUCAUCACUUUAAACCCGGCUGGAAAAGGUUACGGUGGUCGUAAGAAACUUCCCGAUAAUUUGAAGCAGCUGUUCAGACCGGUAGCAAUGUCACAGCCUGAUAUUGAACUGAUUGCGGAGGUCAUUUUGUUUUCGGAGGGUUUCAAAGAAGCAAAGGAGCUAGGCAGAAAACUUGUGGCCAUUUUUAACCUCUCCAAGGAGCUUUUAACCCCCCAGCAGCACUAUGAUUGGGGACUGAGAGCCUUAAAGACUGUGCUACGAGGCUGUGGUAAUAGGCUGCAACAAGCUAGGCAACAGGCCAAUGAAGCAGACGAUAAGGGUCCUGUAAACAUCGAAGAGUGUAAGCUGAUAGUGCAGGCCUUGAGGGUGAACACAAUCUCAAAGCUGACAUUCUCCGAUGCUAAACGAUUUGAUGCGCUGGUUAGGGACGUCUUCUUAGGAGUUGAACUCAAAGACAUUGAGUUUGAGAAACUCUCAAAUGCUCUUAAAGAGGUCUGUGCAGAAAGUAAUAUGGUUGUCAUGCCAACACAGAUAAAGAAAGCAAUGGAGCUGUACGAACAGCUACGCCAGAGGACAGGUGUUGUGGUGGUUGGUCCCAGUGGGUCUGGGAAGUCCACCACUUGGAAGAUGUUGCGUGCUGCUCUAAGCAAGAUUGGGCAGCAGGUGAAGCAGUAUACGAUGAAUCCCAAAGCCAUCCCAAGAACUCAGCUACUCGGAUACAUUGAUAUGGACACCAGAGAAUGGUCAGAUGGGGUACUGACCAGCAGUGCUAGACAAGUGGUCAGGGAGCCUCAAGAGGUUCAGUCAUGGAUAAUCUGUGAUGGCGAUAUCGACCCUGAAUGGAUUGAGUCACUGAAUUCAGUCCUUGAUGAUAAUCGAUUGUUGACGAUGCCUUCGGGAGAACGUAUCCAGUUUGGUCCAAAUGUCAACUUCUUAUUUGAGACACAUGAUCUUAGCUGUGCCUCUCCUGCCACCAUCUCCAGGAUGGGUAUGAUAUUUCUAAGUGAGGAAGAUGUUGAUGAUAAGAAGUUGGUAAAGUCUUGGAUGAAGGAAAACCCAGAAGAAAACCGGAACCAACUAGAAGGCUGGAUAGAGGAUCAUUUCUUCCGUGGUCUGCAGUGGGUAUUAGCAAAGAAUGACUUUGUAGUUGAGACCAGUAAACUGGGGGUAAUAUGGAAUGGUCUGUCCCACCUGUGGGGAGUUGCUAGUAAGCCCCAGUUUACCGUGUCUCUCAUUAGAGGUCUGGGAAGUAACUUGAACGAAGCUACUCGGCAGGAAUUUGCUAAAGAAGUUUUCAGCUGGACACAAGAGAUGCCCCCUGACUCCAGAAGACCCCUUGAUACUUACUACGAUGAGCGAACGGAGAGCUUGAUGUCAUAUGAGAUGCAGGUUUCUGAAAAUUUGAAUGCGGAUGAUUUUUCAUCAUCCGAAUCUCUACCUGUGAUCAGUACGCCAUGCGUUCAGCGUUGCUUUGAUUAUUUGGCGCCAUGGUUGAAACCAGAAGACCGACAACCAUUCAUACUGGUCGGCCCUGAUGGUUGUGGCAAAGGGAUGGUACUCAAGCAUUGCUUCUCUCAAAUGCGAUCAGUCCAGAUUGCCACGGUCCACUGCAGUGCUCAGACCUCACCCAUUCACAUUCUUCAAAAGCUUCAGCAGACUUGCAUGGUCAUCAGUACCAACACAGGCCACAUAUACCGGCCAAAAGACUCCGAAACUUUGGUCCUCUACCUCAAAGAUCUGAACCUACCAAAGCCUGACAAGUGGGGAACCAGUCAACUCACUGCUUUUCUGCAACAGUUAUUGACAUAUAAUGGGUUCUAUGAUACAAACUUGGAGUGGGUCGGUCUGGAAGGGGUUCAGAUUGUUGCGAGUAUGAAUGCAGCACAUACUGUAGGACGCUACCAGCUCACUUCCAGAUUUACGUCUAUUGUACGCAUUUGCUGUUUAGGUUAUGCUGACCAGGAUGAGCUCCAUUCCAUCUACAGUGCAUACCUGAGACCUGUGCUCCAUCAAAGCCUGGAGAGGCAUGUAGUGUGGUACUCAACAGCAAGAGUCCAUCAACUUGCUGGCUCUAUGAUCCGAGUCUAUGAGCAGGUGCGUUCCAGAUUCACUGUUGAUGAUUACAGUCAUUACCUAUUUACGCCUCGUGACUUGACACAGUGGGUACUGGCUCUUCUACGGUACGACCUUAAUGCCUCUACCUCUGAGGGUACCAGUGACUAUGUCCUUGAGGUGUGGGCCUAUGAGGCAAGGAGGCUAUUCCGAGAUCGACUUGUUGGUGAGAAAGGAAUGGCAGCAUUUGAGAGCAUCUUGAUGGGAGUUCUCCAAGUGGAUUGGAAUGCUGGACACAUUUUAGAUAGUCUCAAUGAUAAUUACUUUGUGACAUGGGGAGCAAGGGCUGAAGCGGGCAGCAGUGCAGGUGCUCCUCUGCCCCCGAAUGGAAAAGCUCUUGGACGGCUCAGCUCAAAAGAUUUGAAAGAAGUGAUCGAGAAAGGUGUUCUUGAUUAUGGCCGUGAGACUCGCGAGUUGGAUCUGCUUAUAUUCCGUGAGGUUCUUGAACACAUUGCUCGUGUUGACAGGGUUCUGACCCAGCCUGGGGGCUCUCUCCUUCUUGCUGGGCGUAGUGGAGUUGGCAGGAGGACUGCAGCUAAUCUGGUGUCGUUUAUGCAUCGCGCACAGCUCUACACGCCAAAGAUGUCCAGAAACUAUGGAUUGAAACAGUUUAAAAAUGAUCUGAAGAAUGUGAUGCAGUUGACAGGCAUUGAAGGAGAGCAGGUAGUACUGAUGUUGGAAGAUCAUCAGUUUGUGCAUCCCCAGUUCCUUGAGAUCAUCAACAGUCUGCUGUCAUCUGGAGAGGUUCCAGGAUUAUACACACCCGAGGAACUUGAACCCCUGCUGGCGCCGAUAAGAGACAAGGCAUCUGAGGAAGGGUUUCGAGGGGCUUUGGCAAACUAUUAUGCGUCAAGAAUUCAAAUCAAUUUGCAUAUUGUCCUGGUAAUGGACUGUGCAAAUCCUAUGUUUGCAGUCAACUGUAAAAGUAACCCUGCCUUCUACAAGCGCUGCUCGGUCCAAUGGAUGGAAGGAU
This is a messenger RNA of Anneissia japonica, 8338 nucleotides long. Its product is annotated as cytoplasmic dynein 2 heavy chain 1-like. Lineage: Eukaryota; Metazoa; Echinodermata; Crinoidea; Comatulida; Comatulidae. Gene Ontology annotation, molecular function: dynein light intermediate chain binding; dynein intermediate chain binding; ATP binding. Gene Ontology annotation, biological process: microtubule-based movement. The record is from RefSeq and is a predicted model, not a curated record. The annotation marks the transcript as partial. The transcript is spliced from 47 exons. Gene Ontology annotation, cellular component: dynein complex.